UGCCCCUCAAUCGGUUUCCCAGGGACCUAUUACAAUAUGUUUUAAUUAUUGUUUUGUGUAUUGCAGGUCUACAUACCAAAUACUCCUCAGUAAUGAGCCAAGAUGCCACAGGAUUGUCAUACACCACAGGAAUGAGCCAAGACCCUGCAUAUGGCACAGGCACGACUCCACAUGCCACAGGAAUAACUCAAGACCCCCAGCAAGGACCUGGAUAUGGUACACCAUCUGAUAUAUUCACCCAGGACACAACAAUCUGCUCAUGUCAGCAGUGUGGUAGGGAAUUCCCCUCUAAAGCCUGCCUAGAGAGCCACACUCUAUUAAUCCACAACCAUUUUUGCUCUGUAUGUAAUGCUAGAGUAGAUGAGGAGUUAGAUGUCGAAAGUCAUGGAAUGAAACACAUUGGAUUGAAACCUGUGCACUGCGAGAAUUGUUUCAAGUUGUUCAAUGCCCCAUCAGGAUUGGUGAAUCAUUUAGCAAAGGAUUUGAAAUGUUUGUUAUGCCAAAAGACAUUCACAGUACGAAGCAAGGCAAAGCAUCUGAAGCUACAUCAAAUGUAAAGAAUAUAUGUGGCAAGUACACUGGACAUAAAAAGUGAACACUUGGUUGAGUCCAAAUUGACAAUGUAUAUACUUUUGAAAGAGAUAUUUUAUAUAAAUUACCAAGUGAUUUAUAUGUAGGAGGUGACUGUAUGUUGAGGCCAAACAUGAACAAUUGUCAUUAUUAAGAAGCAAGCAGUCCAGAACUUUUGUAGCCUUUGUGCAGCUUUUUAUAUA
Owenia fusiformis is the source of this 773-nucleotide messenger RNA. The record is from the annotation of a GenBank genome assembly. NCBI's taxonomy places the organism in Eukaryota, Metazoa, Annelida, Polychaeta, Sabellida, Oweniidae.